Molecule: messenger RNA, 1428 nt
Organism: Chironomus riparius
Lineage: Eukaryota; Metazoa; Arthropoda; Insecta; Diptera; Chironomidae
Source: the annotation of a GenBank genome assembly
AACAAAGACUCUCAAUUUCUCACAAUCAUGAUGACGUCAGUAGAAGAUUCUCCACAAUCCAUUAUCAAUGCGAGAAAGCAAUAUUUCUCAUCAGUACUUUAAAACCCUCAAAACAAGCUACACAUAAAAAUUUUAUAUUCUGUUCUCAUAAACAGCAGCGAUGUCGAAAACCGUCCCAUUUACUUUAUUAUUAUUGUUAUUUAGCAUAAUAAAAUUUCAUUUAAUCAAGUGCGGUACGAUAAUAAAUAAAUCAUCUGACAUAUUUUCAGCACCGGCAAUUAAUGAUGAACCAAUUAUUGGAGUUUUAUCUCAAGAGAUGACAUCCUACCUUCGUUCAAAAUAUGCUGAUCAAUAUCACAGUUAUAUAGCGGCAUCAUAUGUGAAAUUUAUUGAAGGUGGUGGAGCACGAGUUGUGCCAGUUUGGAUAGGAAAGGAUAGGAAAUAUUAUGAAGACAUAAUGUCGAAGCUGAAUGGAAUUUUAUUUCCUGGCGGAGCUGUUUCCUUCACAAAUCGCAAUGGAUAUGCCCAGGCAGGCAAUCACAUUUAUAAAAUAGCCACAAAGAUGAACAACAACGGCGAUUAUUUUCCCUUGUGGGGUACAUGCUUAGGCUUUGAGCUCAUUACUUAUUUAUCAGCAAACCGGACUGAGAUUCGAACUGAUUGUUCAUCUCAUAGUCAGGCAUUGCCAUUGGAAUUUAAAAGUAGCUUUAAGAAGAGUCGAAUGUUUAAAGACGCACCAGACAGAGUCAUUAAAGUUCUAAAAGACGAAGCCGUGACAUCAAAUUUUCAUACUUUUUGUCUCACUGAAAAGAACAUGACAGAUUAUCAUUUGGAUUCGAUAUGGCGUGUAUUGUCUGUAAAUAAUGAUUGGAAUGGCUUAACAUUUGUUUCCACAAUCGAACAUCGUCAAUAUCCAUUUUAUGCUGUUCAAUUUCACCCAGAAAAGAAUAUUUACGAAUGGGUCCGCAAUAAAAAUAUUUCACAUACAUCCAACGCCAUAAUUGCAUCGCAAUAUUUUGCAGAAUUCUUUGUUAAUGAGGCACGCAAGAGUCAUCAUCAUUUUAUUGAUUCUAAAGAUGAGGACCAGUACAUGAUUUAUAAUUAUCAAGCUGAAUUUUCCGGUGCUAAGGGUGCUGGUUUCGAGCAGACUUAUUUAUUUCCUGAGGAGGUUAAUUAUAUGAUUCGGAGGAAGAAUUUUAAAGGACAGACAAAGAAAGUCGAUAACAUCGUUGUAUUCUAAAGAAACUUAGUCAUGACUUCCUCGUGAACAAUUCUCAAGAAUGAGAAGCUUAUCUAAUCGCACAAUUACAUGACAAACGAAACACUUCGCAUGAAGACCUCGAAAGACGCUUAUCAGCUCUCAUUGUUGAGUAUGCAAAAACGCAAUGAUUAGGAAUGUUAAAUAAAAUAUAAAAAGUUAAAAUUGAA